Messenger RNA from Chenopodium quinoa (quinoa), 1219 nucleotides. RefSeq lists its product as uncharacterized. The coding region runs from base 41 to 928 and encodes 295 amino acids. The transcript has 7 exons. NCBI's taxonomy places the organism in Eukaryota, Viridiplantae, Streptophyta, Magnoliopsida, Caryophyllales, Amaranthaceae. The record is from RefSeq and is a predicted model, not a curated record.
UAUUUUUCUUCACCUUUUCUCCUCCAAAAAUCUCGCUAGUAUGGCUGAUCAUCAAUGCAAAGACUCUAAUUCUUCCGUUGGGCAAGAUAAUGCUGGAAUUAAUCAGCCUAAUCAUUCUCAACGGACUGUACAAACUAAGGUUGUCAUACCAAAUCAUCAUGGUGAAAAGCUAGUGGGGAUAUUACAUGAUACAGGUUCCAAGGAGCUUGUAAUUGUGUGCCAUGGAAUAAAGUCCAUGAAGGAACGCAUUCCCAUGAUAAGCCUUGCUACUGCUAUAGAAAAUAUUGGAAUGAGUGCAUUCCGCUUUGACUUUGCUGGAAAUGGCGAAAGUGAAGGUUCAUUUCGAUAUGGCAACUAUCGCAGAGAAGCUGAAGAUUUGCGUGCUGUGGUCCAACAUUUCAAUGGAACUGACCAUGUUAUAACCACGAUCAUUGGUCAUAGUAAAGGUGGAAAUGUGGUGCUGCUGUAUGCUGCUAAGUACCAUGAUGUUCAUAGAGUUGUAAAUAUCUCUGGCCGCUUUGAUCUUGAAAAAGGCAUUGAGGGUCGCCUGGGCAAGAAUUUUCUGGAAAGGAUUGAGAGCACUGGAUUUAUCGAUGUUUAUGGUAAAAGUGGAAAGUUCCAGUAUCGUGUAACUAAGGAGAGCUUAAUGGAUCGUCUAUUUACGGAUGUUCGAGCAGCCUUAAUUCUUGAGAACUGCAGGAUUUUGACUGUUCAUGGUUCCAUGGACCAAAUUGUACCUGUUAAAGAUGCCUUGAAAUUUGAUAAAAACAUUGCCAAUCAUGAGCUUCGAAUCAUAGAAGGGGCUGAUCAUGAGUACACCUUGCAUCAAAAAGAAUUGGUACAAGUUGUUCUAGAUUUUAUCAGAGAUCAAAAUCAAUGCAAUGAUGGGAUGAAGCAUUCACCAUCUCAUGUACGAGGUCGGCUUUAAUGGUUUUUUUUUCAGCAGAGGAUGCCUACUGCAACAAACACCAGGAGGCAAAAGGGGUCAGGACAUUGAAGAUUCUUUGACCACAAUGUUUGUUUAGUACACCAGGAUCUAGAAUCAGGGAACAAUAGUCUAUGGACUAUGGCUCAUGACCUGUAUUACUCUGUAUGUAUUUUUCCUUCAGGAUAAUUCAUUGAAACUUUUGCACAUUGUAUGAACUUUUUUCCAAACUUUUCAGGAAUUAUUGAAUUUAUAAAACUAGGAACUCUAUUUUUAAGAAACUACUGUUUGCAA